AUGGCUCCGCCUCCUCUGACUCCUCCGGUCCCGAAGCCUCGAUCCCGAUACGUGAAGGACAACCUAAGCCCCGCCUCCUCUGUGGACAGAGAUCUGAUUGGCCAGACUCUGCCUUCCUGUAACGGAGCUCACCUGACCUCAGAUGCUCCUCCUCUCGGUGACGUCUUCCCGUCUCUGCCUGGCAUCGCUGACAUCAUCUCCGUGAACAUCCCUUCUCUGGCUGAUGUCGCCGCCUCCAUCAGUGGCUCCGCCCCUUCUGCCCCCUCUGCCCCCCCCUCCGCCCCUUCUGACCCCUCUGCCCCCCCCUCCAUCAACACCAUAUCUGACAGCAUCUCCUCCCACAUACCAAGCUUAGCCGGUGCUGCUGCUACGUUAAGCCCCGCCUCCCCCACCUCACCUGUACCUGCUGCUAGCUUAGACAGCAUCUUUGGCUCAUUAGCUAACAUGCCCCUUUUAGCCGGGAUUGUUAGCGAUGUGGCUAACCCUGCUGUUAGCUCCACGACAACCCCGUCUGCCCCGUCCCCCACAGGUGGUAAAUACCGCCCCCCGUCUCUGCCCAUCCACACAGAUGUUGGAGCACUGUCACAGCUGGUGAUGUCCACUUUAGACCAGACCUCAGGUGUCACAUUACCUCCACUAGAGGGAGCUGUGGACUCAGCAGAGGAAGUUUUAAGCCCGUCUCCUAACACCAACAAAAAAGAGAAUCCUUACAUCACCGUGUUGGCGUGUUGGGAGAACCAAGAGGAAGCUGACAGUGAGUCAUCCAAUGAGGAGGAAGACACAGGAGCAAGCCCCGCCCCCUCUGCAGCUGAAAGACCAAUAGAACGAGAUCAUCCUCCCAGUCCAUCUUCAGACACCAGCAAUAUCAUCUUCAGUCAAUCAGAGCGGAUCAUCCCCACUCGACCGGCCCCGCCUCCUCCUCGUCUAGCUGGCCAAUCGGGAGCACCACGGAAACUUGCAAAACAGAAAACUCCAAGAGCGGCAACUAUUCGCGUGUCGAGGAAGAAGGGGAGCAAAGGGAGUUCAGCUCCACAGAGCGCUGUGGUCCGCAGCAGCUGGUUGGAUGUCUGGAAAGGCUUCAGACACAAUGUUUUAUGGGCAACGCUGGACGGACAGCUGAUGUCUCUGUGGAAGAAAAGAACGGACCGUCUCAGUGAGGUGGUGUUUCAUGUCUCCAGCAUCACAAACGUGAAGAAACUAGAUAAACGAAGGUUUUCCAUUUACUUCAAGAAGAAACACUACGACUUCAUGGCCCACAGCGACGAGGUUCAGGAGGGUUGGGUCACGUCUCUACUGGCAUGUCGAGGUCAGCCAAGCCCCGCCCCCUCAGAGCUGCACGGACCGAUCACCAUCAAGGACCCCCGUAGCCGUGGUUACGCGGCGGUGUGGGGUCACGACCUGUGGAUGUAUCCCAGCAAGGAGAGCUUCUCCCUGGGCAUCGCGUCCUGCAGCGUCCCCUUAAACCUGGCCUCCGUCAGAGCGUCUGGGAAGCAUUCCUUCAUCCUGACCUCACCAUACAGGACCUUCAGCCUGUCUGUGGACUCGUCUAAGGACCUGUCUGUGUGGUUGGACGGUCUGUCCUCGUCCAUCAGCAGCGCUCUGUCCUGCAGCCAGGUGGCGCUGCGUCUUUGGGAGAAUCCCGACAACAAGCUGUGUGGAGACUGUGGCUCCGCCCAGCCGGAGUGGGCGUCGGUCAACCUGCUGCUGGUCAUCUGUCACACCUGUGCAGGUCAGCACCGAGCGCUGGGAAGCAACCGCUCAAAGGUACGAAGUCUGAAGAUGGACAGCAAGGUGUGGACCGAACCACUAGUACAGCUGUUUGUUGCCUACGGUAACCGGCUGGCCAAUCAGGUGUGGGCUCCCGUGGUGCCGGUGGCGGAGCAGCUGCGUCCGGAGGCGUCCGACGAGCAGAGGUCAAAGUUCAUCCAGGAUAAAUACAUCAGAGGGCUCUACAGGCGAGUCCACCCUCUGACCUCGUCCCCCUCUCUGAUGGACCAGAGGCUGCGAAAAGUCGUGUGUGGAGACGAUGUGGAAGAAACCAUGUCACUGAUCUGUUCGGGGGCCAAGGUGUGUCAGUCAGACCCUCAGAGCCCCUCCCCCAUCCUGCUGGCUGAGAGAGCCGGUCAGGCUCUGCAGACCGAACUGCUGAGACUCAACCAGUACAUAGAGGUCCCGCCUUACCUGCCCCAGUCAGCCAAUAGGAGCGAUGACCCCGCCCACUCAGGUGAGGAAGAGGAGGAGCUUCAUGGUAAACUGGAGGAAGAUCGUUUUCUCUUCUCGUUAGAAAACGAGUCGGCAGCAUGCGACGUUCUGGACCUGCGAGAAGUUCUGUCUGUGUUCAUCCAGCACCAGGCGGCUCAUCAGUUCGAGAUCGUGACGUUGAGCGAUCAUCUGAUCUGUGUUGCUGAUGAUGAUGAAGGUCUGCUGAGUCACAUGACUCACAUCCUGAAGGUGAUCCUGCCGGGGGGUGUGUCCUAUGCGGAGGUGGGCGGAGCCUCUGCUGUCAGUAAGGUGUGUGUGGUGGAUGUGGGCGGAGCCUCCAGUAUGUCUGAUGUCUGGCUGUUACUAUGGGAGGGAGGAGUCAGCAUCCACCCCCCCCACAGACACACACAGGGGACUCUGAGGAUGGAACUGAACACGAUCUGUCGCCAUGAAAUGGAUCUAUCUGAAAACACCAUCACCAUGGCAACAGCAGACAGGUGUGUGUCUCUGCGAUUGGAGGAGGAGCACAGCUGUCACACCUGGUUCCAACACCUGCAGAGAGCUCUGUCCAAUCAGGGCGCUGCACAGCAUCCCCCUGCAGCCAAUCACAGAGCAGCUCAUCAGCCUCUGUACCCACAGCUGGACGUCAGGUCCUUAGUCCCGCCCCCCGUCCUCACCUGUAUCUCUCACAUCAACCAGCACGGUCUGAAGGUGGAGGGCGUGUACCGUCGCUGUGGUCUGGCCACUAAAGUGAGCCAAUUGGUUCAUGCUCUGAUGACAUCACCAGGCUCCGCCCCCCUGCAGAGUGAUGAGCAGGGUGUUUUGGACGCAGCCGCUGCCCUCAAACAAUAUGUCCGCCAGCAGGAGGCGCUGUUCCCCGAGAGAGACAGACAGGCCUGGCUGCAGGCCGCCGUGAUUCCAGAUGAGCGCUCCAGGUUUUCAGCCUAUCGACGGUUGCUACGGAAACUGCCUGACAACAACAGAGCAACGCUGAACGCUCUGUUUGGACACUUCUACAUGGUCCAGGUGUUCUCCCAGGUGAACAAGAUGUCGGCUCAGAACCUGGCUGUGGUUCUGCUCCCGUCUCUGUUCCAGAGUCUGAACCAGGAUCUGCUGCGUCUCAUCAGAGAGUUCAUCAUCCACCACACGCUGCUGUUCCUGACCCCUGAGGAAGAGGAGCGGGAGGGGGAAGAGCAGAUCACAGUCUUCUGAUGAAGAUCGCUGUCUUUCUGUCUUUCUGUUGAAUUUAAACAUUUUAAUU
This is a messenger RNA of Scomber japonicus (chub mackerel), 3463 nucleotides long. Its product is annotated as arf-GAP with Rho-GAP domain, ANK repeat and PH domain-containing protein 1. Gene Ontology annotation, biological process: signal transduction. The coding region runs from base 1 to 3414 and encodes 1137 amino acids. Lineage: Eukaryota; Metazoa; Chordata; Actinopteri; Scombriformes; Scombridae. The record is from RefSeq and is a predicted model, not a curated record. Gene Ontology annotation, molecular function: GTPase activator activity. The transcript has 25 exons.